AUGACAUCUACGGAGACGAAAUGGGAUUCAGUAGUCGCGAGAAUACCGGAUGACCGGGUUAUUGUGUUUUGCGAGGAAAAGCUCCUCUGCUUCGACAUUGACAAUGGCACCGACUUGUCACUCACGAUCUUCGUUUCCCCUGAGAAACUGACGAAAGCUUCUCCUGAUGUCUUCAUGUUUGAGCCAAAUUGGCAAAAUAAAGAACAACGCGUGGAUAAAAUGCCAUCCGACAAUCCCCAAGUAAUGCUGAUCCUCCUUGCGAUCAUACACGAUGAGAAGCGCUUCAUCCCGGAUAAGGUCUGUGUUAUUCAGCUCUAUGGUCUCUUGGCACAUGCUCGACAAUUUGGUCUCACAGGGAGUUUGGGCCCGCACCUCCAAGAUUGGAUGCCCACAGAGAAAGAAAGAACCGACUCGCCUGACAAGGAAUACAUUGCCUGGAUUGCUUGGGAGAUCGGCGCGAAAGAAAUAUACAACGAAAUGGUCAAUCACCUAGGCUCCAUGUGCUCCGGUGAUGGGAAAGGUAGCAUCCGGUGGCCAGAGACACCCGACCCUAUAGAGGAAUAUCUUGCCGAAGCGAGAAUUAUUGUAAAGGUCCGAAAUCGACUCCUAGGUUUCAUGUUCACUGAGCUGAGAAAGAUCAUGAAAUUUGGCGAGAAUGAUAGCAAGCACUGCCUUAAAAUCGAGCCCACAGACAGUAACCUAAAUCACGAUCCAUGCACAGGCCUCAUCCGAACAAUGAUGACUGCAGAGUCCUUGACCACCAUCUGGGGAGAGCAAGGUUUCGAUGUUGCUCUUCUAUUCGAUCAGGAUGUAUCGAAACAUCCGGAUUAUUCAGGCAGUGCCACAGAAUUACGAAACACACUCUUGAGUGUGGAAGUCAAUUAUGAUGAGUUACAUGACCAUUGCAAUCCUUUUGAAGGAAUGAAGAGAAAGUUGGGAGACGAAUCUUACUUGGAACAUCUGGACGUUGUUUCAACGCAAGAGAAAUUGGACCAAUUUCAAGCGCGAGCUCAAAUAUCGGGAUGGAAGCCACAGUAG
Molecule: messenger RNA, 1038 nt
Organism: Colletotrichum costaricense
Lineage: Eukaryota; Fungi; Ascomycota; Sordariomycetes; Glomerellales; Glomerellaceae
Exons: 2
Coding region: 1-1038 (345 amino acids)
Source: RefSeq, a predicted model, not a curated record